Messenger RNA from Talaromyces stipitatus ATCC 10500, 792 nucleotides. Its product is annotated as DNA repair protein (Rad1), putative. The coding region runs from base 1 to 792 and encodes 263 amino acids. NCBI's taxonomy places the organism in Eukaryota, Fungi, Ascomycota, Eurotiomycetes, Eurotiales, Trichocomaceae. The transcript is spliced from 3 exons. The record is from RefSeq and is a predicted model, not a curated record.
AUGUUCGGAAUUACCGUCGACAGCGAGCGGAAGGGAAUCACUAUCGAGAAUCGCUACGAGGCAUUAGAUACGAUGCACGCAGCAUCACAUAGAGACAACGAGGCCAUACAUCGAAUCAAGAAAAUCGUUGAAAACAUUGGAAGUCGAACGCAUCAACAAGUAACCGAAGCUCGAAAACCGAAAACGCUCAGCCCACAGCAAAAGAAAACAGCCGAAAAUAUAGCUUUCCAAAAGCAAACCAUGUACCGCCACCCAGACGCUGAGCCGAUUUUAUCGCGUCCAAGACCAUUCGUUGCUGGUCAACGCCAAAUACCUAAACUCGUGAGCGCUCGUGGUGUACCUUUUCUGCGAAUCAAAAAACCGCAGCCGCAGAAUCUGAGCCGAAUUAUUCGGUACAAACUCCGCUUCAAGGACAAAUUAGUGGAAAGACGUGAGAGACUGCUUAUCGAUACGCUCUUUGCAAAGGAUGAGGAAGACUGGGAUCGUCUCAUUGAAGGUCAACCUGUCACUCCGCGAGUGAUACAUGCGCAUCACCCAAUACGCUGGAUUGAAGGUUCCUGGAUGGAGAGUCCUCUGGAGUGUUACAAGAAGGCAUUCUAUGAUAAUAUAGAGUUUGAGAAGAAGCAACAAGAACUUGCAGAGAAGAUGUGGGAGGUCGUUCUCGCCGAGCGUAAACUGGCUGCAGAAGAGGAAGAAGAAGCUAAAGAAGCUAGAAAGGAGACUGAAAAGCCACCAUCGGUUGGCUCCUGGAUCUCCUUGAUACAGAAAUAUGGCAGGCAGCUUGUCGGUUGA